This is a messenger RNA of Drosophila nasuta, 1198 nucleotides long. Its product is annotated as angiopoietin-related protein 1-like. The record is from RefSeq and is a predicted model, not a curated record. The coding region runs from base 610 to 1050 and encodes 146 amino acids. Lineage: Eukaryota; Metazoa; Arthropoda; Insecta; Diptera; Drosophilidae. The transcript is spliced from 2 exons.
CGAUCUCAACUAGAGUUUCAAAAGAUAAUUCAUACCAAUUGGAAAUUGAUUGAUAAUUAUGGAAAAUGCAAGAAUGAAUUAGCUGAGAAAUCAAUCAAGUUAGUAUUAAAAGAGUUUCAAAUUGAAAAACUUAAUUCUACACUUUCUGAAAAGGAACAAGAAAUUGCAGACAUUUAUAUUCGCAACAAGAAACAGUCAGACAAUCAGUUACAGUGUUGUAAAAACAAAAUACUAGAAAAAGACAACGAACUAAAAUUGUGUCAGGCUAAGGAAACCAUAUCAAGACACUCUGAAGAUUGUGUUAAAUGGAAUCGUGUAAAGACAGAGAUCGAAACUUGUUGGCAGCAUCAUAGAACAAUUGUGACGCAAUUGGAGGCGACGCAAACGAAAUUACAGAUAAAAAAAAGAGAACAUGAAUUAUGUCAAACACAACUUAGUUGGAUGUUGUAAUAUUCUGUCAAAUUUUCUAACUGGUUGUAUUCCACUACAAAAUGUCAAAAUGUUGAUCAUCAAAUUAAAGUUUCGGAUGUUGCUUCCUUCAAUGCUUUAUGCGAUAGCGAGUUAGCAAAACCUGGAUGGAUAGUUAUAGAAUAGCGUAUUGGUGAAAAUAUGAUUAAUGGAAAUUUGUCCUCGUAUCGCGAAGGAUUCAGUUUCGUAAAAAGUAAUUUUUUCCUUGGGUUAGAAAAGCUCUAUCGCCUGACGAGAUCGCAACGGUAUGAGCUCUAUGUUCAUUUGGUUUUAUCAGACGAUCGUAAUGAAUAUGCUCGGUACAACAACUUUAAAAUUGAUAAAAAUAAAUAUAGAAAUAAUCGCUAUGAAGUAACAUUGGGUUAUUGCAACGGAACUAGUAAUUUGCUAGACAUACCCAGUAUUUAUUAUAGUGAAGAACCAUAUAUGAUUAAAAAUAUCAAGCUUAUCUUCGAUCAUGGAGUCCGCUGGUGGUUUUACAAAAUUUACCCAAGGAAUACAAAUCUAAGAGUCCGCUAUCAAAUACCGACUUGCGACCCCACUAUUAAACUUGCUAAUAUGCUCAUACGUCCCUUGGAUUAAAGGAGGAAGUAAAUAUACAUAAGUUAAAAAUGGAAAAUUUAUUUUAUAUUAUUUACGUCAACUACAACAAGAAAGCUAGUCAAGUGUGCUCGACUGUGAGAUACCCGGUACCCAUUUUAAAUAAAAGCAAAAGAGCAAGGCAAUAUUG